ACGCAAACAAGCAGCGAAGCGGUGGUGGGUGUUGCUCUGUGCGGGGCCGCCGUCCCGGAGCCAGCGGGGGAGGGGCGCCUAUGAGGUACAAGAGGACUAAAGUUUCACUAGAGCCAUAACUAGAAUGGACAGUUACUUUAAAGCAGCAGUCUGUGACUUGGACAAAGUACUUGAUGAAUUUGAGCAAAAUACAGAUGAACUUGACUGCUACAGAACAGCUGCAAACCAGUGUGAUUCAAUACAGCAUUCAGUCUCUUCAGAAUUGGAUUACUUACAACCUGUAUUCCUGGUACCAAAAGUGCAAGAAUAUGUUAGCAGUUGUAGUAUGUCAGAAGAAUUCUCUCUAGCCAGUCAGGCUACAACAAAUACAGCAAAGUUUGAACUGAAUUCCUCAGCACAAAAUGAGAAAAAUGUUACUGGACUCGAUCUUCUGUCUACUGUGGAUGGAGGUGCCUCAAAUGAAAUUCAGCCUUUGAGCCUGGGGAGGUGUAGUAUACCUAUAUGUGAUCUCAUCAGUGACACAGGUAAUUUGAUCCAUUCAACGAGUAAUCAUGAAGAUAUUCAGAAGCUGCAGCCAGAUGACUUCCAAUGCAAUGAGAACUCUUUGGUUGGGUUUGAUUUAUCUUUAGUACCAGCUACAGUUUGUAGUUUGUCAGUAGCUUUCGGUGGUGUUUCAGGCACAGAACAACAAAAUGGUGGGGACACAACACUACAAGAUGAAGGACAUGUUGCAACAAAAGAGUUGAGCCAGUUGGAUUUUAAAACACACAAUCGUGGUAAAGCAAAGCUCUCAGAUUCAUGUGAUAGUCAAAUUAGGACAGAAACUUUAAAGGAUAAUCAGGUAUUUGAUCAGCUGGAACAAAUUACAGGCCUUUACUCUACAUCUGCCUUUGUAACAUCACAGACCCCAAAUGCACUCAGUUCCAAAGAUGACACAACCCUUGAAAAGCUGCCUUGUGAAUCAUUAAAAGAUGCAAGUCUGUGCUGUGUGAUAAGUCAAGAGUCACCUGAAGAGAGUGUUAAUGAAAAUGUAGAUUCAAAAGAUGAAGGUAAUGGGGAAUCCUUGCCUUCUGAUCUGCCAAAGAGUUCUGAACUACACAAAAGCAGUUUAAAAUUAUCUGGAAAAUGUGUUUUACCAGACUCUUCUUCUCAAAUAGAGGAUAGGGUAGUAUUAGAUAAGAUGAAAAGUGCAGAAGACAACUUGUGCAGUCCAGAACUUAAUACCAAUGAAAUAUUGCACAGUGUUUCAACUUCACAUGUAACCGAUGAAGAUAUCCAAACCUCAUUGUCAUGUCUUCCACUUGCUGUAUCCAUAUGUGGUUCAUUAGUUGUAACAGAAGACAAAAGUGGCCAUAUACCUCACAAUGAAAAAGCAGAUGUCAUCAGUGAUACUGUGACUAUGCAUGCAGGAAAAUCUAAGCAUGGAUUCUCCAAUAUGGAAUCCUCUGGAAAGAUGGAACCUUCUGAACAGGAAGGAUAUCUAAACCAAAUCAACCAAUGCUUUGUAGAAGAAGCUAUAACUAUAGCCGGAAAGAAGCGGGAAUCUGACAACAAAAUUAAUAAAGGUGAUUCUCCCCAAAUCCACGUUGCUGCUGCUGCUGGCCCUGUUGGAGAAUCUAAAAUUGAACUGUGCAGUGAUGGUAUUCAGCCAGUUGACAGUCAUGAUCAAAGUAUUACUUGUCCAGUUUUAGCUGACUUAACUAUUGAGGAAGACUUAAUUAAAAGUGAUUCACUGAUUAGUGAUGCUGAGCUUGAUGCCUUCUUAUCUGGACAGUGUCUUCAAUCCAAUAAUUCAAAGCCCUUUGAAGAAGGUAUGGAUGAUCUGCUGGAGUCUGAUGCAAAUCAAGCAAACCUGGAUUUCAAAAAGGUCAAUGAUUCACAAACAAAAGCAAAACUGGAGGAGAUUGGAGAGAUUUUCAGUAUUAAAAGUACUUGUAGAAUAGCUGAUAUUGAAUAUAAAUUGGAGUCUCCCCCAGAAAAAAGUACAUAUCCUAUUCAACAAGAAGCCUCUAACCAUAUAACUGAGACUCCUAUUGAAGUACCUGUCCCUACUCUUAGCCAUCAGAACGUACAUAUUGGAGGUGCUAGACCUAAACAGUUGCUUAAUCUUCCUCAAAGAACUGCAAUUGAGAGAGAGCUCAGCAAGCCAAAUAUGCCUACGACUGAAUUCCGGGAAGUGAAUUCCAUACCCCCAAAAGCCCCUCUCUCAGAAACCAAAACUAGUACUGACAUAAGCUCCAAAUGUAAUCAGUCUGAUAUAGAAAACUCCUUGGAAGCAGGCGGAAGUUGUGUGCCUCCAAGCAUAGAACCUGUUAAAACACCUCUAGUUCUGGGACUAAAACAGCCACCCUGGGUCCCCGAUUCAGAGGCACCCAACUGCAUGAACUGCCAAGUCAAGUUCACAUUUACAAAAAGAAGACACCACUGUCGUGCAUGUGGGAAAGUGUUCUGUGGUGUCUGUUGCAAUCGGAAGUGUAAGCUGCAGUACACUGAAAAGGAAGCAAGAGUCUGUAUUGGCUGUUACAAAUCUAUUAAUAAAGCACAGGCAUUUGAAAGGAUGAUGAGUCCAACUGGUCCUAUCCCUAAUUCCAGUAUCUCCUCUGAAUGUUGUUCUACUGUUCCACCUUUGCAGGAAGCUCAGACAGUUGGCACACCUAAUUCUCCUUCAUCUUCUGUUUUGUUACCUAUCUCUGUACUUAAACAACCAGGUGCUGAUGGGCUGUGUGCCAGAGAACAGAGGAGAGUCUGGUUUGCAGAUGGUAUUUUGCCUAAUGGUGAAGUUGCAGACACAACAAAACUAUCUUCUGGAGUCAAGAGGUCUUCGCAAGAGCUGAGUCCAGUAAGCCCUGACUUACCAGAGGUUGCAAGUCCGGUAGAUGACAUCUGUGUAACUGAUGUAAAACCAAAGGAUGAAACUCCAAUUACUGCAGGAACUGAGAAAUUCCAUUGUUCCUUACAUGUUGCUCCAGAUGAUGACCAGUUGCCCAGUACAGGGAAAACUGAGAUGUUGCAUAGUCCUGACUCUGUAAUUCCAGCUACUGAUGAAUUACCUUUUAUUACAAAUGUUGAGAAGUCUCCUAGUCUUGGCACAGUUAACCAAACUAAUGAUGAUUCACCUGUUAGUCCUUCAGACUACAGAAUGCUAUGUGGUAUUGGAAACUGUGUUAGCAAAGAGUUCAGCCUUAUUCCUGAUGAUGAUGGACUGCCACCACUCUUACUUGCAACUGGAGAAAAAGGAAAAGAUCCUCUGGUGGAAGAACACCCAUCUCAUCAGCAGGUCACCUUGCUUCUUGCAGAAGGAGGACCUAAUCCAUUAACAUUUAUCCUAAAUGCAAACCUCCUUGUGAAUGUCAAGUUAGUAUCUUAUUCUUCAGAAAAGUGCUGGUACUUCUCAACAAAUGGAUUACAUAGCUUGGGUCAGGCAGAAAUUAUCAUUAUGUUGGUAUGUUUGCCAAAUGAAGAUGCUGUUCCUAAAGAAAUCUUCACGUUGUUUGUUGACAUAUAUAAGGAUGCAGUGAAAGGAAAAUACAUAGGAAACUUGGAAAAUUUUACCUUCACUGAAAGCUUUCUUGGUAGCAAGGAUCAUGGAGGAUUCCUGUUUGUUGCACCAACUUUUCAGAAACUUGAUAAUCUCGUGUUACCAAAUAAUCCUUUCCUUUGUGGCAUUCUCAUUCAGAAACUGGAAAUACCGUGGGCAAAGGUUUUUCCAAUUCGCUUAAUGUUGAGAUUGGGAGCAGAAUACGGGGCAUACCCAACUCCUGUAACAAGUAUCAGACACCGAAAGCCUCUCUUUGGGGAGAUAGGACAUACAAUCAUGAACUUACUUGUUGACCUUAGAAAUUAUCAAUAUACCUUGCAUACCAUAGAUAAUUUAUUUAUCCAUAUGGAAAUGGGUAAAAGCUGCAUUAAAAUCCCUCUGAGGAGAUACGAUGAAGUAAUGAAAGUAAUACAUUCUUCUAAUGAGCAUGUUAUUAGCAUUGGAGCCAGUUUUAGCACUGAAGCAGAUUCUCACUUAGUUUGUGUACAGUGUGAUGGAGUCUAUCAGACACAAGCAAACAGUGCUACUGGCCACCCUAGGAGAGUUACAGGUGCAAGUUUUGUAGUAUUCAAUGGAGCCCUAAAAACAACUUCAGGAUUUCUUGCUAAAUCAAGUAUAGUUGAAGAUGGACUAAUGGUACAAAUAACUCCAGAGACGAUGGAAGGUCUACGUCAAGCUUUAAGGGACAAAAAGGACUUUAAAAUUACAUGUGGCAAAAUGGAUGCAGAAGAAAUAAAAGAAUAUGUAGAUAUUUGCUGGGUAGAGAGUGACGAAAAAGUAAACCAAGGAGUUAUAAGCCCAGUAGAUGGAAAGUCAAUGGAAGGAAUUCAAAGUGAAAGAAUACUACAGGGAAAUUUUGAAACUGAGGAAAAACUUAUGAAGUGUACCGAAGUGUUCUAUAUCCUAAAGGACCAUGAGCUAUCCAGUGCAACACCCUAUCAGUUUGCAAAAGAGAUUGCUGUAGCUUGCAGUGCUGCUCUUUGCCCGCAUCUCAAAACGCUGAAAAAUAAUGGGAUGAAUAAGCUAGGUCUCAGAGUCUCCAUUGAUACCGAUAUGGUUGAGUAUCAGUUAGGAUCUGGAGGCCAACUUCUUCCACAGCAUUAUCUAAAUGACCUGGACAGUGCUCUGAUUCCUGUGAUCCAUGGUGGGACAUCAGACCCCACAAGUUUACCAUUGGAAAUGGAAUUAAUAUUUUUUCUUACAGAAUACCUCUUUUAAUAUAAAUGACAGCAUAUAUUAUACUAUGUAUAAUCUGAUUUGCUAGAACUAACCCAACACCAAAGCUGUAAUGCUACCAACACUAAAAAAAUGUUGAGAUUUAUUUUAAAAAAAAUUGUUUAGUAAUAGAUUUUUAAACUGGGUUUUGUUUCUAAAAAAAUGAACCAACUCUCCUCCAUCUCCAGCAUAAAAGAAGAAUUGUUGAGUUUAAGAUUUCCUAAGGUUCCGAAACUUUACACUUAAUACAGUCACUGAAAAAAGGCAAGGGACUCAUUACCUCUAAGCAAACUGUAGCAUUUACUAUGUGCAUUGUAAGGUUAAGCCAUAUACCUCUUAAACCCAAGCAAAUAUUUUAGUAACCGUCUUUAUGAUUAGAUGUAACCUAAAUCUGGGACACUCCAUGUGGAUGUGCAAAUGGGCUAUAUUUACAUUUUUAAAAAAUCUUAUAAAGUAUAUUUAAUUGGUACAGAACUGUUGCUUGCUAUCGAGAUCCAAAUAUAAAAUCUCUGAGGGUUGGCUGCAAACAACAGAUACGGUGUACUAAUAAUAUAUGGAAUUUGCCUGCACAAUCGGAUAUUGCUUGUGUGGGAAGAAUAGAGAACAAAACUUUGCCAGGUAUGUUGUGGGUUUUGGGGAUUUUUUUAAGAUUUCAUAAUUGGACUUGUCCUGACUUAAAAAUCAAGACAUUUGACAUGUUUGUUGGUGCUUUUGGAACUUGUGCUUUUAAACUGAGUCUCUUUAUAGUGUAGCUGAUUUCCUUAUGUAUUUAUAAUGACUUAUCUAACUUUGUUGGGUAUCAUUUUUGUAUUACACUAAUUGUUUUCCCUCCCUGUGAUUAAAUAUACCUUUGUAAUUUGAGACUUCCAAGAGUGAUUAAGAACAGGCCAGAUGACCCUUAAAGUAGUAAUCAUGUAGCAAUAAGUCAGGCAUGAAACCUGUAAUAUCUUUUCUGCUCCCAUCUCUAACUUCUGAGACCUCUUGGUAGCCCUGUUUAUUUUUCAGGGAGAAAAUGUAUUAAGUGUGAAUUUUCAUGAUCAGAUUGCUUUGGCAUAUUUGAGGUUCUUUGUAUAGUACAUAUUUUUGAUACUGGGGUAUUAGCAAUUAAGAACUAAGAUGAUGCUUGUAAUUUGUGCCUGAGUACUGAGGUUCAGUGAACACCAAUCAGGUAUGAUAACUAUUGCAUAACGUACCUGUUCACUUUGAAGAGAAUCAGAACACGCUAUGUCCAAGACCAAAUCAUUUGAGUAAAAUGUUGUUAGAGUUUUAGACUGACAGAUCAUUAAAAAUUUAAACAUCUAGAUGCCUUCUUGAUUCUCAUAGGAGAUAUUUAUAUGGUUUUUGUAUCAAAAACGCAACUAGUAACUUAAAAAAAUAAUAAAAUAAAAAUGUCACCAGCCCUAUUACCCACAGCUUGAAGACCCAUAUUAAUGGAAAGGUUCAGGAUUUAAGGUCUUAGGCUAGAAGAAACUAGGUAUUUCAUUAUAGUAAUGCACACACUUUUUGUUCAGAGAUAAAUUGCAGUUCUCUGGACCAGCCAAAGACAUUAACAUAGGCAGCGUGAACAAGAUGAAUGUCCAGCCUUCUGAAAGUAGUUAACAAGAGGACAGCAGGGACAAGCAGUGUUUGAAACAUGAACAAUAGUCAACUGACCAUUGUCAUGUCCUUUGUCAAUGUUAAGUACAGUUAUAGCAGAUGAAAGCAAUUUGCAGACUAAUUUUGUCUUUUUUGUUGCCAUAUUGGUUAUUGGAAAUUAGACUCGUCUUAAACUCUUGCCAUUUAAUGUUUCAAUUUCAUUUAAUAAUUAUCACUAACAAAUAAAACUGACUUAAGUGCUUACCAGAUGAGAUAAAAUAACAUUGUUCUUCUGUUAAAAACAAAAAACAUAUAUUUGACAAACAUUUCCUAUAUUUUCUCAGUUUUUUCUGUCUUCAAAGUUUCUCUUUGCUUAGUUCUGCUAUUGCACUUGGAGCGUAGACUGCUCUUAACAAAGGAAUUGCUGUGUUUAUUUCCAAAUACAGCUGUAGACAAUAGCCUGUAACUUACCAACA
Molecule: messenger RNA, 6804 nt
Organism: Terrapene triunguis (Three-toed box turtle)
Lineage: Eukaryota; Metazoa; Chordata; Testudines; Emydidae
Gene: ZFYVE16
Product: zinc finger FYVE-type containing 16
Exons: 18
Coding region: 125-4756 (1543 amino acids)
Biological process (GO): protein targeting to lysosome; endosomal transport
Cellular component (GO): early endosome membrane
Molecular function (GO): metal ion binding
Source: RefSeq, a predicted model, not a curated record